Molecule: messenger RNA, 2532 nt
Organism: Coprinopsis cinerea okayama7#130
Lineage: Eukaryota; Fungi; Basidiomycota; Agaricomycetes; Agaricales; Psathyrellaceae
Exons: 11
Coding region: 1-2532 (843 amino acids)
Biological process (GO): mRNA processing; primary miRNA processing
Cellular component (GO): nuclear body
Molecular function (GO): nucleic acid binding
Source: RefSeq, a predicted model, not a curated record
AUGGACUACGAUUCCUACGACAGGGACCGCGGCUACCCUUAUGAACGAGACCGACCACCGUACGACUACGGACGACGUGGAAGGAGUCGAAGCCCACACCCAGACGAACCUGGCAGAAAGCGCCGACGUUCGCUCUCUCCUUACGAGCGGGACCGCUAUGAACCACGGCCCAGGCACAAUGACGAUUAUGAUACCCAUUCUCGUGGUUAUGGGGGGUACUCACCCAGACGCGGCCAUGCUCCGCCUUACCCGCCACCCCGACGGGCCCCACCGGACCCUCAUACCUUCGAUUACCCAGCCACUCUCAAGCAAUACGCCGAGUGGUUCCGCUUCUUCUUCCCUCAACAAGCGCAAGAGGAAGACAGCGCGGACAAGGCUGCCGAGCAAGAGGCAGGUGACGGUUCGAAACCGCGCAAUGGCAUCAAAACUCGUUGGGAGAAGUACAAGAAGGAAUUCGCCGCGAACCAGCUGCAAGUGAUGUUCGACCAUCACAAAAAGUCUCCGUGGUUUGCAGAGAAGUACGAUCCCAGUCCGGAGUAUGUUGCUUUGCGAACGCGAGUUAGGAAGGAAGGGUGGAAAGGACGCCUUAAUAACUUUCUUCUUGAUCUUGAGGCUGGCAAAUUUGACCCAGAUCUGAACGAACCCCGCGAGGAACCCGCCUCUCCGAUCAAAGAAAGUGCAAAUGGCGAAGGUGCAGACAUGAACGGCAAUGCACCUGCCUCUGCCGACGACUAUUUGGAUGGAGAUGAAGAGCAUGGUGACCACGACGGUGGACGACCCGAAGCCAACGGGAAAGGAUCAUCCAAGAAGAAGGACGAUAAUCGGGGAGACGAAAUUGCUGUGCCUGCUGAAGGAAAUCAAGUCAUGAUUCGAACGAUCCCUCCAGACAUUGGGCGUGUAAAGCUGGAAGAGGCUUGCUCUAAGAUCCCUGGGUAUGUCUACCUCGCACUUGGCGAUCCACUCCAGAAGAGAAAUUUUUAUCGAGCUGGCUGGAUACGUUUCCGCGACGAUGCGGACAUGAGCGCUGUCAUGGCCGAAUUAACUGAGAAAAAGAUCGAUGGCUUUAAACUCCAUGUCACUCAUAAUUUGAAACCUUUUGUGAAUCGAAUUCGAUAUACACCUGAGGUUGCCUCCCGGCCAGAGAGACUGGAGAAAGACCUUGCUAACGCAAAAAAGCUUGCAUCUAUUCUUGAAGAGGAAGCAGCUAAACUUCGAGCAGCCACAGUUUCCACCAAAACGGCCAACGGCGAAGCUCAGCAAGAUCAACAAGGCGAUCAGCCUAUGUCGUCUGCGGUUGAGGGCGAGGGCGAAGAGGAAGACCCUGAGCCGAAGGAGUCUGGCGGUGAAGCGGUCGAACGACGGAUCGAGAAAGUCAUGGCCGAAUUGCGCGACCGUGGACUUGUGGAUGCGAACGACGAACAGGCGUACGAGGCCAAGAAGACGGUCGUAUCACUGGACCUUUACCUCGCCUACCUUCGUGCCGCGUUCCACACAUGUUAUUAUUGCGCCGUGACUACGGACCAUGUAGAGGAAUUGCACCGCAAGUGUGUGAAGCAUCUGAGGAAGACGCCUGUCGACACGUCCUCGGAGCGCGCGAAAGGUGUGGAAGGGGAGGGUGGCGAGAAGGAGCAAGGCAAAGGCGAUUCGAAGGAUGAUGGUGGAGACAGGAAGGAUAGCAAGUCCAGUGGGCCUGCAUCUGACAAGAAAGAGGGCCGCAAUGAUGAUCGUUGGCUAGAAUGGCUAGAUUCAAAGGUGGCCUUGCUGAUAGAUCGAGGGGGUGUAGACCCUCGCGACUAUGGCGGCAAGUCAUAUGAAGAGGAAUUGUCUAAAGCUGUCGAACCGUACAUCAAACAGGAAGAUGAGGGCAAGUUUAGGUGCAAAACGUGUCAGAAGUUGUUCAAGGCUACGACUUUUGUCGAGAAGCAUAUCGCGAAUAAGCACCCCGAACUUGUCAAGUCGCUCGAGGAGAUUCCGUACUUCAAUAAUUUUGCAUUGGAUCCUCACCGCAUCCAACCCUUCGCACAUCCGCCACCGAAUGCCGGUACCGGGAACAACCAGCCUCCACCACAGGCGUUCGGCAUUCAAGGACCAUCAUAUCAAGAUCCUCGAAGCUACUACCCACCCUAUGGGCCAGGGCCAUACCCCCCACCCUAUGGCGGAGGACCAUGGGACUACACGUACCCACCAUUCGGCAUGCCAGUCAUGUACCCACCGCAAGCCCAACCGCGCCAGGGUGACGGGCAAGGGAGGAGACUCGGUGACAGGAUCGGAGGGUUCGCGUCUGAUUCAUCGCUACCGGCUGCUGUUGGACUUCCUCCCAAACCCACGCCUGCCGCGCUUGACCAAGCUCUCAGUAGCGGGAAUGGUGGAGGAGCGCGGAGGAGCACUGGUGGAGGUGGGCGCAGUACUGGUGGGCCACCGCCUCCACCACCGCCUGAUGCUAAAGAAGAUCCUCGGGCUGCUGCGGGCAAGCGAGUUAGUUAUCAUGAUAUGGAUUUGGUCGCAGAGGGCGAUGUGGAGCUUUCUUACUGA